Messenger RNA from Diachasma alloeum, 5790 nucleotides. Its product is annotated as endoplasmic reticulum aminopeptidase 2. The record is from RefSeq and is a predicted model, not a curated record. The transcript has 13 exons. Gene Ontology annotation, molecular function: zinc ion binding; peptide binding; metalloaminopeptidase activity. Gene Ontology annotation, cellular component: cytoplasm. Bases 658 to 3666 code for a protein of 1002 amino acids. Gene Ontology annotation, biological process: proteolysis; peptide catabolic process. Lineage: Eukaryota; Metazoa; Arthropoda; Insecta; Hymenoptera; Braconidae.
UACAUCAACGCCGGCUCACCCCCGGUCGCAAGCAGAUUAUUUAUUGUAGUUUACAGUCAACAGUUUUUGUUUAUUUACUUGCGUUCACGUUCGUCCACUAGUCAGAGGCAUUCGUUCGUCGUGGAAUAGAAACCUCCAAGUCACAAUCGCACUUCAUAAUGAAACGUAACUGUGUUACCGAAGACUCAAAAAACACAUGUGAAACAAAGGAAUGAGCCAUGCAGAAUGAAUAUUUUCCCCUCCACAAGUGAACAUGAAUGGAAAAAGAAGGAUAAAAAAGAGAAUUCGAAGCUGUACUCAUUAAUUAAAGGGAGGAGAGCUACCGAGAGUAGUUGGAGAUCAUAGAAAAAUAGAGAGUACCAAAAGAAAAUAUUCAAAAGGGACCAAACGUCGGGUAGAAAGUAUUCCGCGAAAGCAGAAAAAAAAUUAGACAAAGACAAGACUGUUCUAUGAUCAUCUGGACCCAUGUGAUUUUGUACUAUUCUACUGAGGAAUUGGAGCACAAAGUAAUUAAAUAUUGAAAUGAAUUCCGAGGGAAUUGAGGGGGAGAAAUACCGGGAGAGAAUGCAUCUGUGAUUUUUGUCAAAUUUUUCACUUGAAUUUGACUCGAGCCAAAGAAGAGAGACUAGUACAAAGGGGCGGACAUAGGGGAGGAAAAUGCCGGGGCACUCGACGCGGGAGAGCAGUGAGGCUAUUCGAAUGGAACCGCUUGGGCGGACAUCGAGCUCACGGAGUCCGGGGCAAAACGGCAUUGCCAAUACGGAAGUCCCUGAGAUGUCAGGAGACAGUAACACGGGACUGCACAAGAGGAGCUUGUACGAGCACAAUGGGGUGGCUGUAUGUUCCCAGAAGCGCGCGUUGUGCAUCGCAACAGUCGUUCUUGCUAUUCUAUUCGCCAUAUCACUCAUCAUCGCUUUUGCGGGACCACAAAAUGACUGUCCAUGCGCGGGUGAAAAGCCUGCUAAUCUGGAGGUCGAGGAUGAUAGUGCUGGGGCAGAGCCAAUGGCGACUAACGGAGAGAUAUUUCCCUGGGACAACGUUAGAUUACCCGCGUUUUCGCAUCCAACUAGAUACAAUAUAACUAUUCACCCCAAUUUAACAACCCUAGAGGUCAAAGGACAAGUAACUAUUGAAUUUUACGUCGAUAGAGAGACCAAUUUUAUCGUCUUCCACAGUAAAAACUUGACAAUAACAGACAGAAUGGUGGUGAAUCGUAAAGGCCACGAGAUGAAGAUCUCAAAAUUGCUGGAAUACCCGGCGCAUCAGCAGCUGUACCUAGAACUCGAGGAGAGUAAAUUCCGGAAAAGAGGGAAUUACACAUUACACUUGAGAUUCAUUUCGAGAUUAACGACCGAACUCGAGGGAUUUUAUCUGAGUUCUUAUAAGACGGCAGAAGGAGAGAACAGAUACUUGGCGACAACCCAUUUUGAGCCGACAUACGCUCGCUCGGCAUUUCCGUGCUUCGACGAACCCCACUACAAAGCGAAAUUCAAAGUAUCGAUAUUCAGGGACAGGUUUCAUAUAGCACUGUGCAAUAUGCCGAUCGUCAACACGGAGGAUGCUGGGUUUUAUAUGGGCACAGGACUGUUGCGAGACGAAUUCCAAGAAUCCGUGGAGAUGUCGACGUACCUCGUGGCCUUCGUUGUCUGCGACUUCAAGAGGAUCUCCCAGCUGACGUCCAGGAACAUCUCCGUGAGUGUCUACGCCGCCGAGUCGAUGCUCUCCCAGGCGCAGUACGCCCUGACGAUAGCAGUCCGCACAAUGGACUACUUCGAGUCGUUCUUCGGGGUGAACUACCCCCUCCCGAAGCAAGACCUCAUCGCCAUUCCGGACUUGGCAGCGGGUGCCAUGGAGAAUUGGGGUCUGGUCUCCUACAGGGAGGCCGCGAUUCUCUACGAUCCCGACGAGACAUCGACAGCUGCCCACGAGUGGGUGGCCUUCGCCAUGGCCCACGAGCUCGCUCACCAGUGGUUCGGCAAUCUCGUGACGAUGAAGUGGUGGAAUGAUCUGUGGCUGAACGAGGGGGCCGCGAGCUUCUUCGAGUACACGGGGGUCAACAACGUGUCACCAGAGUGGAGCACCAUGGAUCAGUUCGUUCUGGACAAGACGCAAGUGGGACUGGGGCUCGACGCUCUUGCCACCAGUCAUCCCAUCAGCGUUCCCGUCAAGGACCCCGCGGAGAUCGAGGCCAUUUUCGACAGCAUCAGCUACGCCAAGGGGGCGUCGAUAUUCAAUAUGCUGGAGGGCUUCCUCGGGGAGGACAUCUUGAGAAGUGGACUGAAUGAGUACCUCAAUGUCCACGCCUUUGGGAAUGCUGAUACCAAUGACCUGUGGGCUGUCUUCACGAAGCAUGCGAACAACACUUUUGAUGUCAAGGCAAUUAUGGACACUUGGACCCAACAGACUGGUUUUCCCCUCAUAAUGAUAAGUCGAGAGGGAAAGCUGAUAACUGCAAGCCAAAAGAGAUUUUUACUCUACCCACUAGAUAAUCAAACCGAAACAACUCAAUCAAAAUCAAGUUUCAACUACAAGUGGUACGUUCCGUUGACCUAUUACACGGACAAGGAGCCACAGAGGGUUUACACCGUCUGGAUGAACAUGUCUGAUGUUACCUUCGAAAUUCCCGAAAACGCUGAAUUCAUAAAGUUCAACAUGAAUCAGUCCGGUUUCUACAGAGUGCUGUACCCGGACGAGAUGUGGACUGCCAUAAUAAAAACUCUGAUGACAAAUCACCGUAAAUUCACACCGAUCGAUCGGGCGAAUUUAAUCGAUGACGCGUUCACUCUCUGCGAAGCUGGGGAAAUAAAUGCGACUAUUCCACUGAGAUUAUCACUUUAUCUGAUGAAUGAGAGUGAUUACGUGCCAUGGGCAACGGCGCUCGGAUAUCUGCACUCGUGGAAACAAAGGCUGGGUGAGAGCUCGGGAUAUAAAAGAUACACAGCUUUCUUGAAGAAAUUACUUGGACCCAUUUCUAAAUACGUUGGGUGGAAGGAUGAUGGGGAUCAUUUGACAAAACUCCUGAGAAUUGCCGUUCUGCAAUCAGCAGUGGAACUCCAGUUAGAGGACGUAGUAAAACCAGCGAAAAAUCUAUUCGAGGACUGGAUGCUUCGCGGUAAAAAGAUACCCCCGAAUAUUCGCGACGUCGUCUACGUGGCCGGCAUAAGAUUCGGCACCGAAAAGGAGUGGCGACACUGCUGGGAGGUGUACAAAAACACGCAAAUACCGAGUGAAAAGAGGAUAAUACUCCAGGCACUGGGUGCCACCACCGAUCCCUGGCUGCUCCAGCGGUAUCUCCUGAAGUCACUUGACAGAGAUAACGUCAAGUCCCAGGAUGUCGAGACUGUCAUCGCCGCAGUUGCCCGCAAUCCUGAGGGACAGUACAUCGCCUGGAGGCAUGUCAAGGCGUAUUGGCCACAGCUGCACGCCCUCUUUGGUAAUGGCUCCGUGGGACUCGGCCCUCUCAUCUCAUCUGUCAUCUCUGACUUCUUCACGGAGUACGAUCACCAGGAAGUCACUGAAUUCUUCAAGGAUGUGGACGUCGGCAGUGGGGCACGCACCCUUGAACAGAGCCUCGAGACCAUCAAGUUGAAUAUUAGGUGGGUCGCCAAUAAUGCAGAUGACGUUGAUUCGUGGUUAAUUGAUAAUUUCAAGGAAUAUGCGGGUUAAACAACAAAUAUCAUUUGUGAAGGUAAUUUUAUUGUGAUUAAUGACGUAGUGUUAUUCGUUGCGUUCCUGGGGAGCGUUGAUCAACGGACGGCUGCUCAACACAUCGUGUAACAAUUCAAGAAGCCUCUGGAGUGAAAAUAUUUGGGUGAAAAAAAAAAUUAAUAGCUUGAAAAAUUUGUUCAUUUUUCAGGAAUUGGAUGUGAGCAAAUUGAAAGGAAUUCGGAGAGUAUAAAUUAUUUUAAAGAAUGUUCAAAAACGCGAGGUGGUCGUCCACUGAACCGCCAUCUUGAAUACUUGGGAGCUUUCAAAAUGGCGGCGCCGGCAUAUUGGAGUUCGUGCAUUUCCAAACAAUUUUCACUCCCGAGAACUCUUGAUCAAUGGGUUUUAUCGAAUAUUUGAUAGAAAAAUGUCAAUAGAUUUUUAUUUUUCUGUACAACUUGUUCUAUCGAGAUUGUUUUCAUAAUAAUUCUCGAUUAUUUACUCGAAUGACGACGGUACUUCGAUUCUAGAGUAAUUAAUUUUGAAACUCUCAGGAAUGCACAAUAACUUAAUUUAGUAUAUUUAAUUGAAUUAGCAUAUCAAUAUUAUGAAGUAAAUAAAUUUGGUACGAUACGUUCUUCCCAUUGCAAAUACAAAAUGUUCUUAUGAUUAUACGAUACAGUAAUUAGACUAUUUUGCCAACAAUCAUGACUCUAUCGACUCGAUAAAGUGUAUUUCACUGUUAUUCACAGAAUAGUGAUGAAAACCAAAAAUUUAAAAAAAUGGAAUAACUAUAUUCAAAAUGCAGAAACAAUAAACCAAAAUAUUAUGUGUCGUGUGCCAUGUGUUCAUGUUGCUACAGGACCUUGUGAUCUUGACGCGGGGUACGUCCAAACAAGCAUGGAUCUAGUUUAUAUAAAAUCCAUGCUGAUAGAUUUAAACCAAAAAGAGCAAAAAAAGAUCUGAUAUUUUACUAUUGGAGAAAGGAAAAUAAAAUCAAUGGAAUAUUUAUUACGAAUGUAUUGCUGCGCUUUGCAUAUGAUAGAUUCAAAUCUCUUUUUUUUUCUUCUUUCUUUUGCAAAUAAUGUAUUUCUCAGCUGAUAUUGAUUUUCAAGCACGAGCGUCCGUCCCACAGACAUCUAUCUAUUUCUAUUUGAUAAGAAAACAAUCCUAUGAAAGUCCCUCCUGCUUGCUGAUUAAUUAUCAUUGCUUUUUCUUGAUUGAAGAGUGAAGUGGUGAUGGGAGAUAGCAAUUACUGCGAAGACACGUGUGCGAAAAAAUUUAUAGAAAAAAAAAUCGAUUUUCAUUUUUCUAUAAUUUUUUUGUGAAAUGAUAUUUAUAGAAAUUUUUUGGAUUGAAUUUUCUAGGAAUUUUGGGAACUUAUAGCAUUCAGCUAUAGGAAAUUCUAUAGAAAAUUCUAUAGCCUAAUGACAAAAGUUUCUAAUUUUGCCGAAAAUUGAUUUCUGAAAACUUUAUAGAUAUCACGUGACAAGUUCUAAAGAAAUUCUAUAGCCAACAUCUAUAGAAAGUCCAUGUAACGCCUUCGAUAGAGUUCGAUAGAAUGGUCCAUUUUAUGAAAUUUUGUAAAUUUCCAAAUGUGUAGAUAAUUAGACGGCUACAAACUUUAGGAAAUUAUGUAACAUUCCCCGUCACAAUUUCUAUAGAAUCUUCUAUAGCCAAAUUCUAUGAGUUGCCAAAAUUUAUGGAAACCACGAGAAUUUUCCCUGCAUAAUAAAAAGAAACAAGAUACUAUCUUUUAAUAUUAUAGAUUGUGCAAUUCUGUUGAUUUUUUUUUUUGCCAAGUCUAUUGCGCAGAUUCUCUAAGUUCUAUAGAAUAAUUUAUGGACCAUAUACCAAAAAACCAUGAAUUCUACAGCAGCAAAAUUGAUCGAAUUCCGUGUAACGCGCUCUUCAGAAAUGCCUAUACUUGAUUUUUAUUAUUCUAUAGAAAAUUCUAUAGAACUGUAUAGCCGUUUCUAUAGCCCAAUUCUGUAGGUUCCCAAUUUUUAUUUGGACAUUGAAAAACGAAGCGAAAAAUCUUCUCUCAGUGUUAUAAAACGCUAUAGAAUGCUAUAGAAUUUUUUCCCUCGUGUAAAACAACUCACUUCGCCACUUCACAACAAAAUCAAAAAGCGAAAAAAAAAA